Lodderomyces margitis is the source of this 3354-nucleotide messenger RNA. RefSeq lists its product as uncharacterized. Bases 1 to 3354 code for a protein of 1117 amino acids. The transcript is spliced from 2 exons. The record is from RefSeq and is a predicted model, not a curated record. NCBI's taxonomy places the organism in Eukaryota, Fungi, Ascomycota, Pichiomycetes, Serinales, Debaryomycetaceae.
AUGUAUGAUCAUCCAAUACCGAUACACAUGGCAAUUCAACCUCAAAAGCUUAAAUCUCAUCCUUAUCUGCACCCAAUUGGUAAAGACAAAAACACAAUGAGAUUUAUUUGGUUAGCUUGCAUAUUCGUUCAAUUGGUUCAUGCCAAUUAUGGUUUUGAAGAAUGGAGUAACAAUGACUUAAGACAAUUCUUACAGGACAACAAGAUUAAACAAGAUUCCAAAUGGGACAAUGCCCAAUUGAUUGAAGUUGCCAAUAUUGAAGCUAAAAAAUUGGAGAAUGGAUAUAAUAAAUUGAAGAAUGAAUUGGAUAAACAAUUGAAACCGAAGAGACACAAUUUAGAAGAUUAUUUAAGUUUUAGUUACUUAUUUGGCUCUUCAAAGGAGAAGAAACCAAUUCUGGAUUGGUUUUUUGAAAGUUGGGACUUUGAUUCAUUAACCAAGUUUUUGAAACAUCAUGGAGUGAAAAUUGAUGAAAAGGCCAACAAAAGUGAUUUAUUGAAAACCCUCAAGAGUAAAUUCAGCUCCAUUGCUAAAAAGAAUAAAGGAUCAAACUUUUAUCCUGGUGAUUGGUUAUAUGAUUCAUGGUCAGAAGACGAGUUGAAAAAUUGGUUAAGUAAUUAUAAAAUUGAAUUUGAUAAAAACGCAUCAAAGAAUAACUUGGUGGAAAAAGUUAAAGAGUACAACUACAAGGCUACUAAUGAUAUUAUCGAUACCAAAGAUGCAUUAUUUGAUUCUUUGGACUUGUUUGACAAGUCUGUUUUUGAUAAAGGUGGCCAGAUUAGAGAUGAAUUUUUUGAAUCUUGGUCCUAUUCGCAAUUACGUGAAUGGUUGUAUUUACAUGGGUUUAUCAAUGCCAAACCUGAUGUAUGGGUUGGUGACUUGGAUAAAGAAACUCUAAUCAAAAAGGCUCAAACAUACAAGAGUUAUUUGCUCGAUGAUAUUCAGACUUGGUUAAAACAUUCGGAAAAAAAGAGUGAGCCGUGGUUAUCAAAAGGCGAAUCUGGCAAAGGCGGCAGAGGCGCUAAGAACUUGAUCAACGAUACGUUUUUUGUUGGUAUUGAAAACUGGUCAAAGGAUAAAUUGCGCGAAUUCUUGAAUGUGCGUAAAGUGCCAUAUUCCAUUUUCACGACUAGACAACAAUUGGUGGAAUUGGUUAAAGAACAUAAAGGUGACCCAAUCCAUGUUGAAGCCGAUGCUUAUAUUGUUGAUAAUGACAUAUCAACCAAUUCAAUCAAAGAAUGGUUACGUGAGCAAGGGCAAAAUGUUGAUGGGUCAAGACAAGAUUUGAUUGCGGCGUUCCAAAAGCAAUUUAAAAGUCACGGCUCCGGUAAAGAAAAUAUCGAUUCACAAAUUAGAUUAUACAAACCCGAUUUGGAAGGUUUUAAACACUAUUUAACUAGAAAUGUUGUUGAUGCUGAAACCGUUGGUGAGGACAAGUUGAAAAAGGCAUUUAUUAUUGUUCAAGAAUACUUUCAAAAAGCAACUGAAGUUGCCCGUGAUGAAUUGAAACAAGCUGAAUAUUCAGUUGAAGAAGCAUUGCAAGAGAUUCAAAAUGAAGGCUACGAGUAUGCUGGCCGUCUUUUGGGUGAGGUAAAUAAUGACGAAGAAAAAUUUUCCAACUUGGUUUAUGAUGCUAAAUUAGCUAGUAAUCAAUACGCUAGAGAAACAAUUGGAGCAUUGAUUAGAGAUUGGAAAAAUAUUGAGAAAACUUUGCUUGGUAAGGAAAGCAAAUCUUCUUCAUGGUUUCAACGAGGUGGAAAGGAUAAAGGCGGGCAAGCUAUUUUAGAAAAUGCUAAUGACCAGUAUGAAGCUGUGGCCAAGAAGUAUGAUGAAUACGCCCAACACGCCAAGGAUUUAUACGAAGAGUAUUUAAGUAGUGUUGAUGAUUCGGUUGAUGACCUGACCAAAAAGGCUGGAAAACAGUAUGAAGAUUUGGCCAAAGACGCCAAUUACAAGUAUGACCAAUACAAGAAGCUUUUCAAUAAACAAUCUGACGCUGUUUCUGAAGCUGCUGGUAAGAGUUAUGAACGUGCUGUUGAAGAGGCCAAUAAGCAGUAUGAAGAGUAUUCGAAAUUGGUGAAUGAUAAUUUGGAAGUUUUACUUGGAAAUGCAGGAAAGCAAUAUGAAACAGCAGCAGCAGAAGCUAGUAAAAAGUAUGAUGAAUAUGCUGCUAUUGCCAGUGAUGCUACCAACGAUGCUAAAAAGGAAGCGGGAAAGCAAUAUGAAUUGGCAUCAGCAGAAGCAGCCAAGAGAUACGAGGAAUACAAGAAGUUGGCUGAUAAAAAGUAUCAAGGAUUGUCCAAGCUUGCCAAUAAGCAAUUUAGUGAAUAUUCGAAAUCUGCUAAUAAAAAGGCUAAUGAAUUGUCAGCAGAAGCUGCUAAGCAGUAUGAAGCGGCAAUUAAAGUUGCCAAUGCCAAGUAUGCUGAAUAUAGCAAACUCGCCGGUAAGAAAUAUAAUGAGUGGUCUAAAGAAGCUUCAACGAAAGCUGACGAUUGGUAUAAAGAAGCAGGUAAGCAAUAUGAAAUUGCUGCUAAGGAUGCUUCUGAGAAGUAUGCCAGGUAUGCUGCGGCACUUGGUGCAUGGGCUAGCGACGUUGGUGCUAAAGCUAAAGUAAAGUAUGAUGAGUAUUCCGAUGACUUUAGUAAACAAGCUUAUGAGCAGUAUCAAGUUGCUUCAAAGGAAGCUUCUAAAAGAUAUGAUGAGUUUUACAAGUUGACGGGAAAGAAGUAUGAUGAAUAUUCCGAUGAAGCUUUGAAGGCAUUGGAUAAAGCCUCAAAAGAAGCAGCUAAACAAUAUACCCUGGCAUCGAAAGAAGCUGGUAAGAGAUAUGAUGAGUAUUCAAAGUUGGCUGGAGAAUUGGCAGUUGAAUAUGGACAAAAGGCAAGUGAAUUGACCAAGGAUGCUGGUGAAAAGAUUCAAACUGCAUCCAAAGAUGCUUGGAAAUCAACUCAAAAGAAUUAUGUCAAGUAUACGCCCGUUUUCCAAGAUUGGUUAAAGAAUCAAUAUCGCUCCGUCUUGUACCACUUGGGACUUUUCAAUAAUAAGCUUUAUGGUGCAGCAGAAGUGGCCAAAGAUGAAUUUAGUGACAAAUGGGACAGCAUAGUCAAGACAUAUUCCAAUGCUGAUUUGAAGUCUUAUUUGCGGUCAUUUGGAUAUAAUUACAAUUGGUUAUCAAGUUUGAAUCGUAAGGAGUUGUUGACAUUGGCUGAAGCUCAAAAUAAGUUGUUUAAUGGAUACAAGUCAUUGAAGUGGGAAAGGCCAAUUAGUGAAGUGUUGGAAGAGAAGUUGGGAUUGAAGCGUCAUCCUGAAGGAAUAGUACAACAUGUUAAAUCAUUUUUGGGAUUCAAAUGGUGA